Molecule: messenger RNA, 693 nt
Organism: Brassicogethes aeneus
Lineage: Eukaryota; Metazoa; Arthropoda; Insecta; Coleoptera; Nitidulidae
Source: the annotation of a GenBank genome assembly
AUGCGGGAGGAGGAGCUAGAGGUAGCCCUUAAGGUGGUGAUUGUGGGCAAUGGUGGAGUAGGAAAAUCUAGUAUGAUUCAAAGAUACUGUAAAGGAGUUUUUACCAAGGAUUACAAAAAAACAAUAGGAGUAGAUUUUCUCGAGCGUCAAAUUGAAGUUGAUGGAGAAGAAGUAAGAUUAAUGUUAUGGGACACAGCAGGUCAGGAAGAAUUCGAUGCCAUUACCAAAGCUUACUACAGAGGAGCUCAAGCCUGCGUUCUGGCCUUUUCCACUACGGAUAGGGACUCGUUCGAGGCUGCCCAUUCCUGGAAACUCAAGGUAGAAAACGAAUGUGGGGAAAUUCCAACAGUAAUUGUACAAAAUAAAAUUGAUCUUAUGGACCAAACCGUCGUUAACCCUGAGGAGGCGGAAUUGUUAGCUCGUGCCCUAGGAUGCAAGUUGAUAAGGACUUCCGUUAAGGAGGAUCUGAACGUCGCCGCUGUUUUUCGUCAUCUAGCAUCUCGGUGUCUGGCAGAACUAAGGGAUCCUAGAGAUGACUACUUCACUUCUCCCACACCACACCACCCUAACUCUCUCACCAUCAGUGCCUUUAGCCCUAGUCACUCCAAAAACCACAAUGGGACAAUAAUUUUGAGGCCAAACAAGCACAAAAAGAAAAAGAACGUCCUAAAAAAUGCGUGUAGAAUAUUGUAA